Messenger RNA from Caenorhabditis remanei, 237 nucleotides. RefSeq lists its product as uncharacterized. Bases 1 to 237 code for a protein of 78 amino acids. The transcript has 2 exons. The record is from RefSeq and is a predicted model, not a curated record. NCBI's taxonomy places the organism in Eukaryota, Metazoa, Nematoda, Chromadorea, Rhabditida, Rhabditidae.
AUGGGGCGAAACCACGAAUUGGGUGCCGCAUCAGAAGCCGCUUGUCUCUUGUUCUUUCGAUGUCCUCUUCUCGGUCCACCCAUUGCUGAUCCCGGAUCGGCUGCCGUGUAUGGUGGAGGUGGUUCCAAGACGAUCACAGCAGGAGACGAUGAAGAUGCUCCUGGUGGCAUCGCAGCAAUGAGAGGAAUUGGUGGACCAGCAACACCUGGUGGCGGAGGAACGGCAACUGGAACUUGA